AUGGCAAACAACCCUGCCAACAACCUCAACUCGGGAUUAGAAAAAGGAACGCCACUUAAGAACACGAAUGCCACACCAAACUCCCCAAAGGACACAUACCAAUCCAAGGGAGACAAGCAAACUCAGAACAUAGAAAUUUUAGAUGCCAUUCGUAAACAGCAGGAUCGCCUCAAACAGCUCGAACAAGAAGCCGAAUGUCAGCACGAAGCUGAGCGAGAUCUUCGGAGAGAAACAAGACGGUGUCGAGAGAUGGAAGACAAACUCUUAAAGCUCGAAGCCAACCUCAAAACUAAAACCGCUCGGUCCAACCACGAAGAUAGCCCCCACAAGAACCAAGACCCAUUCACGAAAAAAAUCAUGAAGGCUAAAGUUCUGAAGGACUUCAAAGCCCCUGACAUGACCCCAUAUGAUGGUACAUUCAACCCAAGUCAUCACCUCAGCAACUUUAGGAGCCAGAUGUACCUCACGGAUGCCUCAAACGCGACCCGUUGCAAGGCCUUCCCGACCACCUUGACCAAGUCGGCGAUAAAGUGGUUCGACAUCCUGCCAUCAAAGUCGAUUACAAGCUUCGAUGACCUCGUCAAGAAUUUCUUAGCCAGGUUCUCCAUCCAGAAGGACAAAGCCAAGCACACUCCAAGCCUGCUAGGGAUUAAACAAGGAGAUCGGGAAAGCCUCCGCAGUUACAUGGAGAGAUUCAACAAAGCAUGCCUUGACAUGCAGAAUCUUCCUACAGAAGCAGCGAUUAUGAGACUCAUCAACGGUCUACGGGAAGGACCCUUUAGCCACUCCAUAUCCAAGAAACACCCAACAUCUCUGAAUGAGGUACAAUAA
This is a messenger RNA of Arachis stenosperma, 831 nucleotides long. RefSeq lists its product as uncharacterized. NCBI's taxonomy places the organism in Eukaryota, Viridiplantae, Streptophyta, Magnoliopsida, Fabales, Fabaceae. The transcript has a single exon. The coding region runs from base 1 to 831 and encodes 276 amino acids. The record is from RefSeq and is a predicted model, not a curated record.